Aspergillus japonicus CBS 114.51 is the source of this 1824-nucleotide messenger RNA. RefSeq lists its product as uncharacterized. NCBI's taxonomy places the organism in Eukaryota, Fungi, Ascomycota, Eurotiomycetes, Eurotiales, Aspergillaceae. The transcript is spliced from 2 exons. The record is from RefSeq and is a predicted model, not a curated record. The coding region runs from base 51 to 1592 and encodes 513 amino acids.
CUCAAGUUGUCGUCUGACAAGAGACGAAUGGAUGAGUCUUUGUCGCAACCAUGAGUGGCCGAGGGUUAUGGAAUCAACAUGUAGAUGGAAAAUGGUACCGCUUCUUCGACGCGCCCCGCGCCAUCAUCUCUCCCGCAUCACCCGCGACGCUGCGAGUCCUCCAGCUCUGGGCCGCGGACACAUUCGACCUCACGCCGUGGGAGCUCGCCCCAUUCCCCUCGCCCCUGCACAGCGAUCUGGACGUCGUCUACACGAUCGACAAGGACCGCGGACUGUUGACGGUCGCGCAAUGGGAUAGCACCGACGGUGUCCCAUCCCGCCUGACUCGCCAGGUUAAACUUGCUAACAUCUACGAUCCUUCGGUUCGCACACUAGAUGCGGUUCUCGCCGAGAAGGGGAAUGCCGUUAAGCAGCUUCGCAUCCCGAGACCUCGCCUCCCGGCUAUCUUUCCGGCCAUGGAUUGGCCGAUCGAGCCGCCCACGCCGCUGAACGAGCUUCAAUUCCGCUGUUUCGUCGACUUCGUCCGUCUGUGGCGGUUUUAUCUUGACGACCUGUCAGGUUGGUCGGAUCGGUCUCUCCUCCGGACGAUGGCGAUGGGUGUCCUGCGCAUCGCGGCAUGGGAUUUUGAGGUCCGCUUCGGCGGGGACACGGCGGAUGUGCCUGCUACAUUCUCCUCGUUACCGCGAUGGCCAGCUCCCGCUAACGAUAUCUUCUGGUUCCAUGGGUUCCUCGUCACUUUGUACAGUCCUUUUGAGUCACUCGACCAAGCGGUCCACAAUGCACAAGCCUACUUGGAGAACAGUCAAUGCAGCACACCGACCGUCCGCGUGCUCCUCCUCUCGCUCAGCCACGUGACCCUCCUGGAGGUAUCCGGCCCCAGUGCGGAGUGCUCUCCAACUUUACCUCUGAUCACCGACUCGUCAGCACUACACCCUUCCCCGGGAUUCCGGGCUCUAGCCUCUCUCCUAACCUCGCAGACUUCAAAAACGCCCCGAUGCGCGAGAGAGGAAUGGGGCGUGAACCUCCCGACAGAGAUCUUCGAGACCAUGGUCCUAGCCCUGCCGUCCCGGGACCUGGUAUCCUUUGCGCAGGCAUCGCUCAGAGUCGAAAAAUGGUACUAUGCAUCCUCGUCCUCCGUUCCCCAGCUCGGCGGCCUCUGCGUGCAAAGCUUCGAGUUCUCACGGCCGUGCUGUGGCGAAGGCUAUCAGCCUACCGGGGGAAGUGUCGCCUGCUCCAUCUGUUACACAUGGUCUCACACGCACUGCCUUGGUUUAGGAACGCUUCCCCCCAGCGAGGUGUUCAAAUGUGCAAGCUGUCAGCAGGACGCGACAUGCAGCGAGUUGGGGAAUGGUGGGAUUCACCGAACGUACCUCACGGGGCGGUGCACCACGCCCGCAAGGUGCAGGGUGGCUGUCGACGGGGCGACGAGAUUGCUGACGCUGCGCACAUCGGAGCCCGCUGCUCUGCGGCCGGAGUUGCGGGGCUCCACUAGUGGCUUGACAAUUUCUCCUGGCGAGACGAACUAUGCGAUCUGUUUCAAUGGGGUUUUCUCGGGUCUGGCGUAUGGGCUGGAUGAUUGUGAUGAAGGAUGAGAGAGAAUCUCUCCGCAUCCGGGGUCGAGUCGGUCUGAUGGAGGGAAGUGCAGUACACCUUGUUAGUCUGCUGAAUAGGAGAUAGGCCGGAAGCCUUGGCGACCAGAGGGACAGUAGAUUACCUCAAUCUAGCGAAUCACCGGGCCAAGCAGCAAGGAAAUGAGCUGUCGGCGGUCUGGAGGCCUAGCAGUCGUUCGUUCCUCGGACAGCCUCGCGUAGCCUGAAUUCAUCC